This is a messenger RNA of Cinara cedri, 3633 nucleotides long. Lineage: Eukaryota; Metazoa; Arthropoda; Insecta; Hemiptera; Aphididae. The record is from the annotation of a GenBank genome assembly.
AUGGUGGAAAACCCUGAUGGACAAAACAUUGUUACCAAUCCAACUUCCAAACAACCAGGCUUCGAUUUGUCUAGACAAAUUUGGGUAACCCUGAAUCGCAUUAGGACCGGCCAUGGAAGGUGUAAUCACAUGAUGUUCAAAUGGAAAUUGCAUAAUACUUCUUCGUGUGUCUGUGAAAAUGAUAAGCAAACAAUUUCCCAUAUAACAACUGAAUGCCGCCCGGUUUGUUUAUUCAAAGGCACUUUAAAUGAUAUUCCCACAGCUAACAAGGAUGUAGUCGAUUGGAUACGAAAUCUGGAAAUUAAUUUAUAGCAUAUAGUCUCAAAUAUAUUCCAGCUUUAAUAGUUAACACUUGUCAUAUUAAGCUUAUUUUUAAUUUUAUUUACUAUAGUAUAUGUCUCUGUUAAUAUUUACAUGUUUAAAUCUGUUUCUCUACUUUGUCAUACGAAAUAUAUAUAUAUAUAUACCUGGACGACUCUCACUCUGCCACAAGUAACUACUUGAAACGCACCUAUGGGAGUGACGUGCGUAAUUAAUAUUAUAAAUUAAAGUGUAGUGCACUAAGGUGGCCACACUGUUUAAGAGAUGUUAUUUUCGAUAGAUUUGGUAAUUGUGCUGUAUAACCUUUAUCUUUUUUUUUACAUAUAUUAAAUAUUCAACGUAAUACAACGUAACUAAAAGACGAAGAUUAGAAGAAGUCGGUGAUCGCAAUAUAACUAAACGGCAUCUAGUUCAAAUGGAAUAAGCAUCCAUUCUAUAGAGUGUCCCAUUAAUAAACACGAGAGGAAGGACACCGAAGUGUAUUAAUAAAAAAGAAAAGAUAAUAGGGACGGGUGCAACCACUGGUGUAGGUGGGAAGUUGGAAGGUAGAAUACAAACGGGAAUUUAAUAGAUAUCUAUAAGCAAUGAUAAACCAUGUUUUAUGAAAAAAAAGAUUCAAAACGUAGUUCAGUUGAUAGUGAUGCUUUGUUAGCAUUAUAUGUCAUAUUAUAGUAAAUAGGUUCUAAAUAUUUUUUUUUAUAACAUUUGUCUAAUAUUGUACCGAUUUCCAGAAUUUCCUAAGUUUUCGCGGUUUUUCAAUGUUUUUUCCCAGUUUUUCACAUUUACUGAGAAAACUCUUAAGAAAAUUGAAAAACUACCUCUUUAAAGUAUUGAUAUAAUAAAAUGUUGGAGCAAAAUUGCUAGUAGAAAAGUUGUCCAUAAAAAAAUAAAAAUCAUAAUAUUAUAUAAAUAUAUUCCGUACAUAUUCCCGUUUUUAUUUUCUGUUUUUUGCGUAUGAUGAGAAAACUCUUGAAAAAAUAAAAAAAUGACCUCUUCACGCCAAUUUCCUUUCAAAAAAGUUGCUACACGUAAAAAUCGGAACAAAUCUUCUGGUAUAAAGUUGUUCACAGAAAAAAAAUAAACUUUGCAGACCAUAAACUUCUUCGCUGCACUCAGAAUCUAAAAUGUUGUCAAAUAAGCAACAUCAGUAAGAGUGCAGAAGGAAAGCUUUACAAUUAUGGACAUACUUCGCACAGCGGGUGGGCCACUGUUGUAGGUAAGAAGUCGGAAAAGUAGGAUAAGGAGAUGAAUUUAAUGUAUACCCGGACGUAACGAUUUACCAUUACCAUCGAUUUUAUAAAAUCAAUUUGUUAUUAAAAUUUGUAAUGAUAUGCUAUUUAAGCUAUCAUACAUUAUGUAAAUUAAAAUAUUAUAUAAGAAAUAAAUCAAACAAUUAAUAACGGAAAUGAUUGUUAAACAUUUACAUCCGAUUCCAUUAUUUUUUCUUAUCAAAUAACAUAUAUUUUAGUGCGAUAUUUACUCAUCGUAAGGAGAUAAUACUUAAGCUAUCAUGUAUAAUUAAAAUAAAUUAUAAUAAUUUGUAGCCAUUAAUUAUUAGAUUAAGUUGUUAGUAUUAACCAGAUUAAGAUAACACAUUUACACACGCACACAUACAGAGAUCUCCAGUUAUAAGAAGGCCGGCCACUUCUAAUCACGCUCAGUGUAUGUAUUGUUCCCGAUGCUUUUGGACAGAUGAUCACAAGCGAGUGUAAAAGACUACGCAGAGAUUUUUACAAAAGCACGGGAACCUAGAACAGUGUUUUAUAUUUAAAAAAUUUAAUAAAAAGGAAACAGUUGUUAUAUUAAAAUCUUUUUAUUUACUACGGUCACCUUUAUCAAAUUCAACAGAUCAAUUUGCCGCCUGAAGAAGAAAGGUAAUCAAAUUUAUAUUUAACUUACACGUGUGAAUCAAUUUUAUAUAAUUAGGCUGGCCUGCCCCGCCUUUAUUUUUGAAUUACAACAAUACCGACAGUCAGUAUUCACUAUAUAACGUUGUUUUUAAUAGUCAAAAUAUAAGAGUUAAUAAUAUUAAAGUGAAACUGUAAAUUGUAUUAUAACACAUACAGAACACUUUCUGACAUUGAAUUUUUGUUGAUGAGAUAUUCUGGUUGACCUAAAGCGUUUGUAACGAUAAUAAUGAUAUUUUGUUGCAAUUUUAUAGCUGUUGGUCCUAUACCUCGUAACAUAGAUGCUAUACAUUUACCGAAAAGAUCAUAAUUGUGUUCUUUACAGUGACUUACGAUGCACAAUUUGAAAUUUCCUAUAAUUUUUCAAUAGCACUAGACAUAAAAUUUAUUUCAUGAUCAUGAGUAGUUUUUUAUUUUUCAAUGUUGAAGAUUGUGGUUCAAUUUUUCAUUUUACUGUCUUUUAAGGUGUAUCUAGAUAUGUGUAAAUAGAUAUUUUUAAUACAUUUUGUGACAUGUCCUCAGAACUCUUACUGGCAUUAUAAUCAAAAUUUGAUUCUGUGUACUGCUUAUCUAUUGGGGUUUCUUUGUAACAUUCUUUGGGAGUCUCGUCGGAAUUAUCUUUGGGAAUAUCUGAAUAUUAAUAAUAAUUAGACCUAGUAUUUUAACGACCUAAAAAAUUUAGACUAAGUUUCGUAUUUUUAUGUAAUAAUAUUAAUUUUUUAGGUUCCUGCAACAACAGAUGAUAGGAAAAAUAUUGAAUAUGGUUUCAGAACGCGAUGGAACUUUCCCGGAUGUGUAGGAGCUUUAGAUAGUAAACAUAUUGUAACACGUACUCCUCCCGGAAGUGGUUCAGAUUAUUUUAUUUAUAAAAACAGUUACAGGCUUACUAGUGUUACUGGCUUUGGUGGAUUCAAAUUAUUGUUUUUUGUAGAUCAAUAUUGGAGCUAAAGGAAAGGGAUCAGAUGAAUGUAUAUUUCAAAAUAGUACUUCAUGUAACGCUCUCGAAACAAACUCACUUGCAAUACCAAAAGAUUUCGUUAUUUUGGCUGAUUACGCGCUUCCAUUGAAAAAAUAUUUAAUGGAAUCUUAUAGCCGAUGUAAUAUGUCUCAAGCAGAGAGAAUUUACAAUUAUCGUGUUUCCCGAGGGAGACGUGUAGUAGAAAAUGCCUUUGGCAUACUUUUAAGUAAAUUUAGAUUGUUUGAAAAACCGAUUUCAUUAAAAUUAGAAACACUGGAUAAUGUUGUCAUUGUGUGCUAUGCAAUUCAUAAUUGGUUGAAAAAAACUAACCCACGAUAUGUUAUCGGAGAUCUAAUUGAUUAUGAAGAUAAAGAUAACCGAGUUUUCCCUGGAUCAUGGCGUCAAUAUACAAAUGUAUUACAGAAUAUACCAUUACUAUACAUAUAG